AGUAUUAACUCUAGUGGAACUAUCAUUAUGAUUAUGAUAUUCGACUGUGUUCUCUAAUUUGUUCAACAUUUCAUAUUAAAAUUGUCCUAUAACCUAUAAAUGUGUUAAGUAUCAUGGACACUUGGAUCACCGUGACACCGCGGCUCAAACGAGGGCUGAAAAUCGCAAAUCAAAUAGAUAAUAGUAAAUUUCGAUUACUUAUAAAUCGUAUUUGUCAGUCGCUGCAGUCUAGUAUCGAUGCAAAAAUAUUCAGCGAAGAAGAAGAAGAAAAGUUAUUGGUUUCUUUAGACCUGAAUAAAGAAGAUUUAAUUUCCCUCUUAGAUGCAAUAAUAUCAAUUUAUAAGCAGGCUACGUGUAACAUUAUAAAAUCGCAAAUUUUAGAAAACACUUUGAAGGAUACCUUAAAAACAAACGAUGAUAAGGUUCAAAUAUUUGUGAAUGCAUGGGUCACGUAUGGUAAAUGCAUAAUUGAUAACUUUAGGCAGAAAUCUAUAUUUCCUGUUCAGGUUAAAGAUAUCGAUUGGUGUUUAAAUAUUCAAGCUGCGUCUUCCACUAUUAAGAAGGAUGUGCGUCCAAUGGCAUUAAUGCAAUUGAAUCUGACAGGAGAACAGCAAUCCAAAUUAACUGUUGAAUUUGAUAAAAAAGAACUAACCGAAUUAUAUCAAAACCUAGAAAAGUUACAGUCGCAAUUAGAUGCUCUUAAAUAAGUCUUAAAUAGUUAUUGUUAUUUAAAAUAGUCGUUAAACCUUUUAUAUUAUAUAAAAUAUAUUUUUUAACUUUUCCUAUUUAUUACAAA
Messenger RNA from Hylaeus volcanicus, 796 nucleotides. It is a transcript of the gene Vlet, whose product is annotated as COMM domain-containing protein 10. The coding region runs from base 114 to 707 and encodes 197 amino acids. The record is from RefSeq and is a predicted model, not a curated record. NCBI's taxonomy places the organism in Eukaryota, Metazoa, Arthropoda, Insecta, Hymenoptera, Colletidae. The transcript is spliced from 3 exons.